GGAGGGGAAGUUCCUCCGUUGGUGGCGGUUGUGUCUUUGUAGUAGUCCGGUCAGAUUUUUUUCAAUGGAGUGUAUGUGUUUCUCAAUACGACUAUAAAAUAGAAUAUGGCGAGCAUUUGAUGACUGGACGUAUAUGUACGAUCUAGUGUUAACAGCCAGUUGUUUUUUGCUGACAUAGCAUCGAAUAUACAAACUGCUGAGAUUAUGCUUGUAAUACGAUCUUCACGAUAAAUCGUAUCGAAACGUAAAUCGACAAAAGUAGUAAUCCUCAUAAAUGUUAACCUUCUUAACGAGAACAAAGUUAGAUUCUACAUUAAAGUAAAUUUAAAUUUUGCGCGAGGUCGGUAAUGCCAUUAAGUUUAGAAUUGUGUUAAAUAUUCCUGAGAAUGUGGGGAUAAGCGGUGAUAUAUUAGCAGAGUAUCGUGGUUUCUAAGAAAUGACAUUCUGUUUCAAAAUAUUUUUGUUUAAUAUCUAUUACCAAGGUCAGUGAAUUGUCAAUUAAAAUUGUCAUCAUAAAACCCCUUGUAUGAGAUAGAAAUAGGGAUGUUAUGCUAUUAAAAAGACAUCGAAACACCAUGUACAGUUUCGAAGGAGAUUACAGACGUAAACCUCAACAAAAUUUAGCUGGUGCCAGUAAAAGGAAUGAUCGAGCAGAGAAGUCAGUCCUCUUGCAGCAUGCGCAAUUGGAACGUUUAAAAAGAGAGCAACAACGUAGAAGGCACAAUGCAGCAUUAAAAAUUCAGGCACUUGUGCGCAGCUUCAUUGUCAGAAAGCAUAUGAGAAUGGUGGUGAGGAAAGAAUUCGACGAAGAACAACAAAUAACUGGUCGUAGAAAUGUGAAUCUAGAUGACUUAGUAAUAUAUUUUCGAAAAUUAUUAUUCUUUUACGAUUAUACUCUGGAUACCGGUAGACUUGUUUGGACAUUUCAACAUUUUCUAAAGCACGAGCAAGAAAUUAAACAAAAAUGUGUAAACUGUCCUGAGUGGUUGUGGAGAUUACGAUGGAUGCUUCGUAUGUGUAUGCAACAUAAUUCAGAAGCCUUAAUGGAUGGAGCUUAUUCGUUGGCCAUACCAUUAAGAGCUUUAGAAACGUUUACUAGUCGAGAAGAUACGGGAAAGGUCUUAAGAGGGAGUAGUUAUAAACAUCUAGAAACCAUCUUUAUAUAUUUGAUAAAGCACAAAUACUUUGAUCAAUUAAGGAAAUUGAUAAACGAGAAAGUCCCGCCUUUGUUGGAACCUACUUCUAUCCCAGCAACCCCUAUCUCAAAAUGUUUAGUGGAUAUGAUAAAGCGACCACUGGACUUAAUUUCCUUCCUAGACCAGAAAGAUGAUUUUUCUAUGCUCGUUUUACAGGAACUUUGUAGAAGUAUACUAUCUCCAAGAAUGUCCGAUCCUAUUCGGAUGUUUAUUAUUCCAUCAUUGUCUGAAUUCAAAGAAUUUCCAUACAUUCAAUUAAUCGAUUGCAUCAACAGAAUGGAAAUAGAGCCUACAAUAAGUUUGCUUUAUUCCAUUUUAUCCUUAGAAUCGAAUCGAUUCACAACGUGUAAAUUUAAAGAUGUUCUUAUUAACUAUUUACAAGUACUCGCAUCCACGAGUUCGACGAUAAUCCCGUUGGUCGCAGAGGAAAGCACGGAGCAAGCAGAUGAUUCGGAUACGGAAUCGAAUGUAAACAUGAUCGAUAAAGAAGAAGCUGAUGUUUUACAUCAGUGCCUGGAAAUGCUGAACGAACAGCAACGUGUUCAGAAAAUACUUUUAGCGGUGGAUCGUAGCAAAGAUCCGGCCGUGUUGCAACCUUUGUGCCAACUUUGUCAUCAUUUGCUGAUUACCAACAAAUUAGCCAUUCACAAGUAUAAAUUAUUAUACAUGCUCGCAUUCAAGCCAGUGUUUCUCAAGAAUUUAUGGACCGUUCUGUUGUCAGUUUGUCAAAUGUCGUUAUUCGGUGGAGCGACACCUCUACUGCAGAUUAUGUCGCAGGGACUCAGUCUUUCUAGCGAAGACACGAAAAAGAUAGUUCCGCUGUUAGCCGUAUUUUGUUCAUUGUUCAGUUUGCUUAUCGCAACGUUGCACGACACAGAAUUCUUCAUCGAAACGACUGAACAGCCGUUGGACACCAACGGUCAACAAGCAAUGCCAUUCACCAUCUCGGAAUUGGUAUUGCUCUCUGGCCACUUGAAAGGGGUUUGCUUGGGCUUAGUUGAGCUUGCGUUUCCCGACAGCCGGCCUACCGUGCGAGACAAUUACAAAACCGCUGUUCUUGGUCCGUCGGGCACUAUUCAAAAUCAACAAGACACCCAAAUGUGGACGCAUCUAUUCAAAGUAACGGUUAGCUUGCUACGUCAGUUGCAUACGCGAGACUUGAGACAGCAAUUCUGUCCAGAGGGGCAUUGGAUCGCUUCGAAUAUUGCGAUACCUAUAGACAAACCUCAGAAUUUCACGUUUCGCAGGCGUAGGCUCAGGGGUUAUGUACCAUUUCAAGGGCUUCGAGUGUUUACGCGAGAGGAGCUGGAGGAAGGACCACCUUUGUCCUCGAAGGAAGUUCGAACGUUAACGCUCCUUCGCGAGAUACCGUUCGUUGUACCGUUUAGCGAUCGAGUAGUGGUGUUUCAGUCGUUAAUUUAUCGCGACAAAUCGGAACAACAAGGUGACGUGACAAACUUUAUGCAAGGUCCGUCAAUAAAGAUAUCGGUGAGAAGGAACUAUUUGUACGAGGAUGCGUUUCAAAAAUUAUCGCCUGAGAAAGAAUCAGAAUUGCGAUUGAAAAUGCGCGUGCAGCUCGUUAAUUCGGCUGGACUGGAAGAAGCUGGUAUAGACGGUGGCGGUCUAUUUAGAGAAUUUUUAUCGGAACUGUUAAAAACGAGCUUCGAUCCUAACAGAGGCUUUUUCAAGCUCACUAAGGAUAACAUGCUGUAUCCGAAUCCUACGGUACAAUUGUUGGUUGAUGAUUUCCCAAAGCAUUAUUACUUUAUCGGUAGAAUUCUUGGGAAAGCUUUGUACGAGAAUCUGUUGGUCGAGCUUCCGUUCGCGGAAUUCUUUCUAUCGAAAAUCGUUGGUCGCCAAUCGGACGUUGACGUUCAUCAUUUGGCCUCCUUGGAUCCGAUCAUGUAUAGGAAUCUCUUGUAUCUGAAGAGUUACAAAGGCGAUGUCGCCGAUCUUGGCUUGGACUUCACUAUACUGUCAGACGAGUUAGGCGAACGACGAGUCGACGAAUUGAAACCAAGCGGUGCCAAUAUUCCUGUCACGAAUCACAACCGUAUCGAGUAUAUCCACUUGAUGGCAGACUAUAAACUGAACAAGCAGAUCAGGGCACAGUGUUAUGCGUUCAAGCAAGGUAUUGGUAACGUGGUACCCUUGGACUGGCUUCAAAUGUUCAGCAACAAAGAGCUGCAAGUAUUGAUAUCGGGUGCACAAAUUCCCGUUGACGUAAACGACUUGAAAUUGCAUACAAACUACACGGGAGGCUAUGCACCCAAUCAUCCGACGAUAACUGCUUUCUGGAAAGUCGUUAACGAAUUUAGCGAUCAGCAAAAACGACAGUUGCUGAAGUUCGUUACCAGUUGCAGUCGGCCACCACUACUUGGAUUCAAGGAACUCGAUCCACCCUUCUGUAUCCAACAAGCUGGCAGUGUAGAUCACUUGCCAACCUCCAGUACCUGUAUGAAUCUGUUAAAACUCCCAGAGUUCCCGGACGAGAAAACUCUACGCGAGAAACUUUUAUACGCGAUACAAGCUGGUGCAGGCUUCGAACUGAGUUAAACCCGAUUUCUAUUGACUGUUGAGUGAAUCCUUUUAGUUAAAUCGGUGAUACCUGACUGUAUAUAACAUUAUAAGCGUAAUCAAGGUUAAGUGCGUGUUUGAGAACAAGAGAUGCGGAUGUAAAAGCUGUCAUAUUUUAUUAAUCGAUAAGCGAUAACGAUUAGAUGUUUACUACAUGCUACACGUGUACUAUGUUCAUUUAGUAAGGAAGAUAAAUCGGUUUUCUGUUUGAAACAAUACUUCGCCCGUCGAUAGAUCGAUGUUGGGAUUUGUAACGGGGCAGAACAAUUUUUGCGAGAUCUCCAUCGAGCGGGGCAAUAAACGUGUAAUAUUGUCAGGAGGGGCCAAUUAAUUAGGUAGCGUCUGAGAGGACUGCUACCGUUACAGAGAACAAAUGUAUUUGUAACAAUACGUUCGUUUAUCUUGUUCAGUAUAUAUAUUAUAUAUACAUGGACUUAUACACGUCAUACUAUAUACAUGUAUACACAAAAUCAUAUUUUUUUUCGUUGUAACACUUUUCUGCCCUUGGUCUGUAACUGUAAAUUGUGUAUAUUUUUAUGUUUUGUAUUCGUCACAAGUAUCGACACUACUGUCUACUUUGAAUGUACAUGAAAGGAUAGGAUUUAUGUAUUUAUGAAUUCGUUGAAACAGUGUGUAAAUAAAAAAAAACGAAAUCCUCGAGUGUUA
Molecule: messenger RNA, 4439 nt
Organism: Hylaeus volcanicus
Lineage: Eukaryota; Metazoa; Arthropoda; Insecta; Hymenoptera; Colletidae
Product: ubiquitin-protein ligase E3C
Exons: 5
Coding region: 549-3752 (1067 amino acids)
Biological process (GO): ubiquitin-dependent protein catabolic process; protein polyubiquitination
Molecular function (GO): protein binding; ubiquitin protein ligase activity
Source: RefSeq, a predicted model, not a curated record